AUGGUAUCAAUCACUGAUGAUGUCGACAACGAUGCCGCCGAAACGUUUGAGAAUGUACCAAGUCUACUGUCUGAUGCUGGGCAUCAUGACAACCACUAUGGCAGACGACUUCGGACUAGCCUAGUACAGAGACUGAAUGUUGAGCUUACUUCCAUUUCGAGUGAACGUGUUGGAGGUGAAGAGAUUCGAAGGUCGGUUCCACCAGAAGACAAGGGCCGAUUCCUCUUGACCAGCUUCGUUCGGCUUUACUGGAAGAUUCUUGCUGACACUGUUUUCGAGGCAAUCUUCUUCGAUUCCGGUGAAAAGGUGCUAAGCUUUUGUCCGUCACUUUGA
Messenger RNA from Protopolystoma xenopodis, 333 nucleotides. The record is from the annotation of a GenBank genome assembly. Lineage: Eukaryota; Metazoa; Platyhelminthes; Monogenea; Polystomatidea; Polystomatidae.